AGAGACCAUACCCUGGGUAUUGGGGAAGGGCACAAGGCGAUGAGAUAAAGCGAGGACCGGCUGCACUUCACUGCGCACCAUGCUUCAUUCAGGCACCGAAGGGGUGUGCCUGCUCCUCCUGGGGCUCCUGGGGUCUUUACCUGUCUCGGUGGAGGGGAGAUCGCGGAAGCCUAAUGUUGUUCUGAUUCUGACAGAUGAUCAGGAUGUGUCUCUGGGAGGCAUGACCCCACUGAAGAAGACCAAGGAGUUAAUUGCAGAUCAUGGAAUGAUGUUUUCAAAUGCUUAUGUUGCCAGUGCCUUGUGCUGCCCAAGCAGAUCCAGCAUUCUGACUGGGCGAUAUCCACAUAAUCACCAUGUGGUCAACAACACUGUAGAGGGAAACUGCAGCAGCAAAGCUUGGCAGAAGACUCAGGAGCCAUACACUUUCCCUGCACUCCUUUUCUCUAUCGGCUACCAGACUUUCUUCGCUGGGAAGUAUCUGAAUCAGUAUGGCUCAGAGGAAGCUGGAGGGAUAAACCACGUGCCCCCUGGCUGGAGUUACUGGUUUGCACUGGAGAAAAAUUCAAAGUAUUAUAACUACACGCUGUCAGAAAAUGGCCGACCAAAAACCCAUGGGGAAAACUACAGUCAAGAUUAUCUGACUGAUGUAUUGGCCAAUGUCUCACUGGAUUUCCUGAACUACAAAUCUAACUAUGCACCAUUCUUCAUGAUGAUUGCAACACCCGCCCCACACUCUCCAUGGACUGCCGCCCCUCAGUAUGAGACUGCCUUUUUGAAUGUCAGUGCUCCUAGGGGAAGUAAUUUCAAUGUUCACGGAAAGGACAAGCACUGGUUAAUUAGACAAGCCAAAUCACCGAUGAGCAAUUCAUCAAUCCAAUACUUAGACAAUGCUUUUCAGAAAAGAUGGCAAACUCUACUGUCUGUUGAUGAUCUGGUAGAAAAACUUGUAAAGCAGCUAGAAGCCCGCGGCGAGCUGGAUAACACCUUCAUCUUUUUUACAUCAGACAAUGGAUAUCAUACUGGCCAGUUCUCUCUGCCGAUAGACAAACGGCAGCUUUAUGAAUUCGACAUCAAAGUUCCACUUCUUGUUCGAGGGCCUGGGAUCAAACCUAACCAGAUAACUAAAUCGCUGGUUGCAAAUAUUGAUCUAGGCCCAACCAUUCUGGAUAUUGCUGGCUAUGACUUAAACAAGACACAGAUGGAUGGCAUGUCAUUCCUUCCAGUUAUGAUAAAUAAUAGUAAUGUAAACUGGCGAACAGAUAUUUUAGUUGAAUACCAAGGGGAAGGAAGCAACACAUCAGACCCAACAUGCCCAGCACUGGGCCCGGGUGUUUCUCAAUGUUUUCCUGACUGUGUAUGUGAAGAUUCAUACAACAACACAUAUGCCUGUGUGAGAACUAUUGCAGCUGCCUAUGACUUGCAAUACUGUGAGUUUGAUGAUGCAGAGGUCUUUGCGGAAGUGUAUAAUAUAACAGCGGAUCCAAACCAACUAACAAACAUAGCAAAAACCAUCGACCAGGAGAUCCUGGAGAAAAUGAACCAUCGUCUUAUGAUGCUACAGUCUUGUUCUGGACCAUCAUGUCACACCCCAGGAGUGUUUGAUCCAAGGUACAGGUUUGAUCCUCGGUUGAUGUUUACGGAGCAAGGGGAACAAGGCCGAAUCAGAAAGAUUUUGAAAUAACUUGCACAUGACUUGGGCGAGGACUGGUCCAUGUCUGCUGGCUAUCCGUGUUGGGAAUCAAUAAUUGGCUGGCCACCCUAUGAAAUAUGUGAAUGAAAACACUUCAGUUGUGUUUCCUUUUAAAUGACUGAUCAGAGUUUGUGUCAGUUUUGGCAUUCGUCUACACUCACGACUGCAUCUUUGGAAUCUUUAAAUUUAAAUGCAAAUACUCCCCUUGGAAAAAGGUAAAUAGCACAGUGCUAUAGAUCGUUUUCUUUGCUAAUCAUAGAGAAAUGAACUGUUGUCUAUUUAAUAAUCAGAGGAGGAGAAAGGAUAAUAGCCAGGCCCUAUGAUUAUCUGCAGUUCUUAAGCUGUUAUGGGUAAAUCAGAAUUUCCGUCUGUCAAAAAACAAUUUUGCAGUGUAGAAAAUCACACCUAUGUUGCAUUAUGCAAGUACAGCUUCUGGCUUUGCCACAUAGUGGUUAGUUACUGGGGCGAAAACAAAGCAAAAUGCAACAUAUCAAUUAAAUAAUAUCACCCCUACCAAAAACAACCUUACCAUGUCUUGUAAUUACAGGUUUUGAAAGGGAAGCCCUAUUUGUUUUUUAGCAUUUGUUUUAACCUGUGCUCUCUACAAGACGCAGUGCUACAAAGCAAUGAUGUUAAAGGGAUACUGCCAUUUAAUUAAGUUUUUAUUUGUCUCUGACAAUUGAUGAACUAUUUUCUUCUUAUCAAAUAACUGACUUGGAUAAUAGCCCACUGAAAGGAUUCAUUGCAAGAUUCUCUAUAUCUGAAAGUCUCAGGGUUUCCAUUGUUUACUUUUACAAACCAUAGAUGUGAGAACAAUGAGUGAGACCGGAGAGGGCUACUUAGAGCCAAACAAAGCCCCAUACUGCAAAAUAACAAAUCUGUGCCAAAUUUGUCACAUAAAUGCAUUUUAAUUUUAUAAAUAUAUCCGAGUACAGUCCAGAAUAUGAAUGUUGCUCCUGCCCGUGGAAAAUGAACAUAGGGGGAUGUGCACCCAUCCUAGUGUAUAAUCCAGUGUGGUGCUGACUAUGAGCUUGGACAGAGUUUUAUAUGAAAAUUAAAUUUUUAUACCUUAUUUCAGUUUAAUUGAAUAACAUUCACUAGGGAUAUCCACUCUCUGUUUGGUAAAUAUCCAGGUAGAACAUAAGACUCUAUGGACAGUUAGGCAUUUAAAGAUCUCCCCAAGAUGCCUACCUUGAGGAGAUGGGAAUGUAGAUAAUUGAGCAAGAAGCCAGUGGUCCUCACCCAUACAGGAUUUUUAAAAGUGCAAGAUUAAUAUCUGCCUAAUUUUUGGCCUGAUUAUCAGGCAGGCCUAAAGGAUGGCCCUAUACACAAACCAAUAAGCUGCAAACUUGAUCAGGAAGGACCAAAUCAACUGCUUUUAUCAGCUCAUGUAUGGCCACCUUCAGUAUGUACUAAGGUACAGAGCUUCUUUAUUGCUUUCGGCCCUCCCUAUUUCACCUUGCAGAUCUCACAGUCUGGUGCUGUGGCUAUACUAGUUGGAUCACUGCUGCAAUAGCUUUAGUACUGCAGGUGUAUCUUUUAUAGAUAUGCCUACAGCACUAUUUAUCUCUCCCUACUCAAUAUCUGUUGAUGCCUGUGUCUGAAAAAUGUUUACUUUUUUUUUUUAAUCCCUGAACAUGUUGUGUUUCUAUGCAUCAUGUUGUCAAAUGCAGUCUAAGCUCAGGCUUCUUCAAACAACAGAAAACUGCAUAUAAUCCAUAACUAAGAUAGGAUGUUGGGAUCCAGCUGAGUUGCAGGACCAAAAAGAUAUAAGGGAUAGUACCUAGCAAUAAUGGAAUUUUAGCAGUACAAAUACAUUAUGUAGUUUUUGGCCUCCAUGGUAUCUCUUCCAUGGCAUGAAGUGGGGCACUGCUUGUGAGCAAGGUUCCAAAACCUGUUGGGUUGUUCACUGUGGGUGUAUGGUGGGGAGCAAAAUAUGGGAUAGUGGGGUCCAGCCUUAGAUAUUUCUGAAACAAUAGUAGAAUCACUGAUAGUGAUAGUUUACAUCUCCUAACCUUGCUAUGCACUAACUGGGCCCUCAGUAAAUUCUGGACAACAUGAGGGGCUGGAAUAGACAAAGUGGUUUGUAUUUGAAGAGAUACAGAAAACAUUAUAUUGAUUUUGUGUCUGUAAGUGGCUGCUCUGGCAUAAAGCUUCUGCCUCUGUGAACUCAAGCACAUCCUGCCUGCUUGGAGUUUGUCAAGUGCAAGUCAUAUAUAUGUCUGUCCUGCUCCCCAGAGGGUUGAGAGAAAUUACUAUAAAAGUAUUCAAUAUCUAUGUACAUCAGGGAUGCCCUACUCUCCACAGAAGUCACAGAAUUACUGAGUAAUCCUUAUAAUGUUAAGUUACUGAGACCCCUCCAGCAUACAUACUCCAUUUUUUUCAUUACAAUUCAUGCUUGUUUUGGGGCAUUUCCAAGGAGCUAACAUAUCUAAUUGUUAUUCAUUAACCUAGAGUAACAUGGUUUUGAGAGUGUUAUAAUCAGAAAUGCUUAAUCUGGUAAAUCAUUAAGUGUAACAUUAUAUUGGAUAUGUAUAGAAGAUUCUAUUGCUGACAGUUUUCUGUCUUUCUCUACCAUGUUAUAUAGUUAUUACAUACUGAACCAUUAAAUGCUUAAAACUCUAGUUGUGGAAGGGAAGUUCAUAUAUUUAGCAAUGCAAAAUAUUCAUCAUUUACUUUUACUUGUAAGCAGCUUACCCAGUUUUUGUUAUUAUAAAUUCAUAUUUAUCAUCUCCCACUUUAAUUACCCCAGAGGAAUUUACUCAGUGGCCCUGACACAUUCAGUGAAUGUCUAUAAAAGACUCUGUGUUAAUUAUAAACUGUAGCUGUGUUCCUUAUAGGCUAGAUGUGUUAGAUAUGACUUUAUGAAAAUAAUGAUAGGAAUUGUGCUGGCCAUGAUAGAUGAAAUUGUUGUGAAACACAAAAGUGAAUAAAGAACAGAUAUUAUUCAGCUGCAGGAUGGGUGGCUGGGUACAGUGCUACCGUAUAAUGUAACUUUGCUGGCAAUAAUGCAACAAUUAAAUGCAAGGGUCAUAGAUAGAUGUAUAGCAGUUCCCUUUUAUAGACCAUGCCACUUAGGUAAACAAUAUAAUAGCACCCAUGUGCUAAAUACAAAUAUGCAGAGAAUAAUAUUUGGCACCAGCCCUUCCCUGUGCCUGCACCUGGAGGCCAUUACGUUGGCCUGGCUGCAGUUACACUGAGUGGAUUUCAGCACUGAAACACAGGAAAGGUUGAUGUAAGUAUAGGGGCUGAUCCUCAGCCUACAGAUAAACACAUUAAUCAGAUUAAAGUUCCCCAUACACCAUAAGAUCUGCUCGUUUGGUGAUUUCGCCAAGCGAGCGGAUCUUCUCCCGAUAUCGGGAGAAUCCAAGGUAAUUCGAUCGUUUGGCCCUGGGGCCAAACAAUCAAAUUAUAAUGACGGGUAUAGGUAAAGUCGGUCCGGGACUGCAUCAAUGAGCCAAUGUGGUCCCUGAUCCGACUAGAUUUUCUAAACUGCCCAAUCGAGAUCUGGCCGAUUUCAGGCCAGAUAUUGGUCGGCCAGGCCCGUCGGAAGUGCCCAUACACGGGCCGAUUAGGUGCAGAAUCAGUCUAAGGGACCGAUAUCUGCAGCUACUAUCGGCCCGUGUAUGGGGACCCUAAUGCGGCAUUUGCCUUAAAUCUUCCCUUUAUGCAGCCCUCAAAGGAAAUACAGCUCUGGAAGCCAAAGUUAUAUACCCUUUACAUUUCCAGCUAAAUUAUGCUUAGUACUAGGGAAUACUUAUACUUAGUUACUGCGUAACACAAGUCAGCACUAGUAUAGGUAUUCCCCAGCACAGGCUUUAGAAGAACCCAGGGAAUUUUUUCCAUUGUGAUGAAGAUUGCAAUAGAACCUGGGUCCAAGCUGACCGUUGGCAUGGCCCCUGUAAUGUCAUACCAUGGCAAAUGGGAAAUAUUUCUCUUAUGUAAAUCCAAAGGGAAAACAAAGAAAAUCUGACAUAUUACAUAAAGAUUAGCCUUUUUGGACAUGUAGACAGAUGUGCUGUGGGUGGCCUGGCAAGAUCAUAAAUCUGCAGUAAUAUAUUACAAUCCUUCUCCCAACACAAAUAAAUAUUUAGAGGGCCAACCUACCUAUAAGACACCUAAGUGUGUGUCACCUGACAUACAGGAAACAGCAGAGCGCACCAUGUUGCGGAACAUUUGAUUGCACUGGUAAUUUGUAGCUGCUAGAAGUUGAUUGUUUUCCUUUUUAUUAAUCAUUUUUUUUAUUUUCAUUGAAUGUUUGAUCCUCAUAUCUAUUGUGGAACUUGCUUUUGUGUGUGCGUGUGACCAUUUUCUGUAGAAAGUGCCCUUUGACUGACCCUGUUUGCUGCUGCACUUUUUCAAUAAAUGAUAAUUAACUCUUA
Xenopus tropicalis (tropical clawed frog) is the source of this 6072-nucleotide messenger RNA. It is a transcript of the gene gns, whose product is annotated as glucosamine (N-acetyl)-6-sulfatase. Gene Ontology annotation, molecular function: N-acetylglucosamine-6-sulfatase activity. Gene Ontology annotation, biological process: heparan sulfate proteoglycan catabolic process; glycosaminoglycan metabolic process. The record is from RefSeq and is marked provisional. NCBI's taxonomy places the organism in Eukaryota, Metazoa, Chordata, Amphibia, Anura, Pipidae. Gene Ontology annotation, cellular component: lysosome.